Molecule: messenger RNA, 2024 nt
Organism: Trichomycterus rosablanca
Lineage: Eukaryota; Metazoa; Chordata; Actinopteri; Siluriformes; Trichomycteridae
Product: H-2 class I histocompatibility antigen, Q9 alpha chain-like
Exons: 8
Coding region: 94-1146 (350 amino acids)
Biological process (GO): immune response
Cellular component (GO): external side of plasma membrane
Source: RefSeq, a predicted model, not a curated record
GUGUUUCUCUCCUGACUGGAUUCAGUUUAUAAUCACAAUAAAAAUUUAAUAUUUUAUAUUAUUAUUAUUAUUAUUUACUCUGGUUCCGGAGAAAUGGACGCGUUUAUCAUGAGAGUUCUGCUUCUACUCAGCUGUGGGUUUGCUGCUGUUUCAGCAGGAACUCACUCACUACAGUACUUCUACACUGGAGCCAGAGGAAUUAAUUUCCCAGAAUUCACUAUUGUUGGUAUGAUGGAUGGAGGCCAGUUUGUGUACUACGACAGCAACAUGAAGAAGAUGAUCCCAAAAACAGAGUGGAUAGACAAGAAUGAGGGUUCAGAUUACUGGAACACACAGACUCAGGUUCUACAGGGUUCUGAAGAGGUCUUCAAAGUUGAUGUCACUACACUGAUGCAGCGCUUCAACCAGACUGAAGGAGUUCACACGUGGCAGUGGAUGUACGGCUGUGAGCGUGAUGAUGAUGGAACUAAUCGAGGAUACAUGCAGUACGGUUAUGAUGGAGAAGAUUUCAUCAGUCUGGAUAAAAACACUCUCACCUGGACUGCAGCUAACGCUAAAGCUGUAAUUACCAAACACAAGUGGGAACCUACAGGUGAAGCUAAACGCUUCAAGAACUACCUGGAGAACACCUGUAUCGAGUGGUUGAGGAAGUACGUGUCGUACGGCAGAGAGACUCUGGAGAGGAAAGAUCGUCCUGAAGCCUCCGUGUUCCACAAGCACUUCCCUCGACCAGAGCUGGUGUGUCACGCUACUGGUUUCUUCCCCAGUGGACUGGUGAUGUCCUGGCAGAAGAACGGACAGGAAAUGCACGAGGACGUGGCGGUCACAAUGACUGCACCAAACCAGGAUGGAACCUUCCAGAAGAGAGCCGCUCUGAGAGUCUCACCUGAGGAGCUGAAGGAACAUGAAUACACCUGUGUGGUUCAGCACAGCAGCCUGGAGAAGGACUUAGUGCUUAAGGCCAGUGAAGCACGAAACCAGCCUGGUGGAGGAUCUCUUGGUAUCAUCGUUGGUGCAGUCGUGGCUGUUCUUGCUCUGGUUGCUCUGAUUGCUGGAGUUGUGAUCUGGAAGAAGAAGAAUUCUGGCUUCAAACCAGUUCCAGCUAAACCCAACAGCUCUUCUGACGACUCCUCCACCCACUCCUAAAGCUGUGAGUGCGCUGGUGCUGAGUGAGAGAGACGGAGAAGAAACGAGGAGAUGAAGAACUCUCUCUAACAUCCACACACAUCUGCAGAUCUUUCCUUUUCUCCUGGAGCUUCUAUAGGGGGUUUAUACUGAGUCUCUUAUUCAUGUUAGAUGGGAUUAUUGGGGGGGGGUUAGGGGUUUAAUUCUGCUAGUCUUGUAUAUGAUGGUGUUUGGUUCUGUUCUGUUCUGAUUUUAGAUGAUGUGUAUAAUUGUGGGUUGUGAGUAUCAGGAGAAGGUUUAGAUGAUUUACUCUGUAUAUUUAGAACUAAAUUUACUGUAGAAUUUAUUAUUAUAAUUACAUCAUCAUCUUUACAUUUAUUUAGUUUUAGCUUUAAAGUUAAGAUAGUUCAUUAGGACAGUUAAGUUUUAUUAUUAUUAUUAUAAUUACAUCACAUCAUUUAUUUAGUUUAAGAUUUAAAGUUAAGAUAGUUUAUUAAGACAGUUAAGUUUUAUUAUUAUUAUAAUUACAUCACAUCAUUUAUUCAGUUUAAGAUUUAAAGUUAAGAUAGUCAUUAGUACGGUUAAGUUUUAAGGUUUUUUUCUAUUUGCUGUUUUUGCUUUUGAAUGUAAUUUUGUAUAAAUGUGAGACUUAUUAUACAGAUUUAAUUAAUAAUGUAAAGCACUUAAAUCUUUUAUUUUCUCCAGAUUCUUUAGGAACAGAAACUAAAUCAUGCAGCAGUGAUCACGUUAUUCAUUAUUUAACCAGAAUUGAGGUAAAAAUGAUCAAUAAGGAUCAUGAAUAAGUUUUCACAUUUAUACAGUUUAAAUCUCUCUGUAAGAUCUCUGUAUCAUCAACUUACACAUUAAUCAUCAAUAAUAAAGUUUAUUUUCCCCCUUUA